Molecule: messenger RNA, 903 nt
Organism: Naegleria gruberi
Lineage: Eukaryota; Heterolobosea; Eutetramitea; Acrasida; Naegleriidae
Exons: 2
Coding region: 1-903 (300 amino acids)
Source: RefSeq, a predicted model, not a curated record
AUGGAAAGAAAAUUGAACCUCACUCCUUUGAAUAAGAAUAGAAAGGCUGUUGUUGCUACUGAAGAAGAAACAGAUGAAGUAUCAUCUCCAGUGACUGGCAAUGAUUUUCGUUCAUUAUUAGAGGAUUACAACUUGAAAUCACCAACUUCUAUGCAAAUCAAAGUAGUCAAGAAGGAAUUGCACAAUUCAUCACCAUCUUCGUCACCAACAACAACAACACCAAUAGAACAAGAAGAACAACAAGCAACACCAACACAACACAGACAACCAGAAGAAAGAACCUUUAAAAAUUCAUCUUCACGAAGGGUUUGUUCCUUUGCUGAGGAAAGACCUAUUUCUGAUGAGGCACUCAUGAGAACUCCUAAUAGAUUUAGUACUUCAGUUCUUCCUCCAAUGGCUUCGUCUCUUGUUGAUGUCGAUGAUGAGUUGGAUUAUGUGGAAGUGAAGAGAGGUUCCACAACACCAAUUGUACCCAAUUCAGCUCAGCAAUCAGAGAUUCUGUCACUCUUCUCUACUCCUAAUAUUGAUACACCAGCCAGAGCACUACAAACUCCUUCGACAAGUACUCAACCAAUAUUACAAGAUACACUGGCAGUUGAGGAUAUUGCCGUUGUGCCACCAGUGUUAAAUUCAAUUAAUAAUGAAUUGAAACAAGCAGCUUUAGAAGAGGAAAUAGUGAUUUCGAGUGUCACCAAGGUUGAAUCCAAUACUAAUUUGGAAGAAGAAUUGAAAGAGUUGGAAGAAAAGAAAAUCCAAGAAUUGAUUAAAGGAAGUGAAGAGGAAAGAUUAUUAUUCAUAGAUCACAAACGAUCACUGUGGGUAUUAGCAUUGUUAAUUGCAUUCUCUGUGGUUAUUUUAGACUCUCUACACUUGCCUUACCAUGGUUUUUCUGAGCUUAUUUAA